This is a messenger RNA of Malassezia sympodialis ATCC 42132, 768 nucleotides long. RefSeq lists its product as uncharacterized. The record is from RefSeq and is a predicted model, not a curated record. The transcript is spliced from 3 exons. Gene Ontology annotation, cellular component: nucleus. Gene Ontology annotation, biological process: 7-methylguanosine cap hypermethylation. Lineage: Eukaryota; Fungi; Basidiomycota; Malasseziomycetes; Malasseziales; Malasseziaceae. The coding region runs from base 1 to 768 and encodes 255 amino acids. Gene Ontology annotation, molecular function: RNA cap trimethylguanosine synthase activity.
AUGAGCUCUGAGGAGGCUUCCCGUUUGGCACUGAAGGUAGCUAUUCGGCAUCGAAGCCAGAUGCCCGAACACAUGCAUAAAUACUGGCGUUUUCGCGAGUCACUCUUUAGUCGCUUUAACGAGGGAAUUCUAAUGGACGAAGAGUCAUGGUAUUCUGUUACCCCCGAGGCGCUUGCGUAUCGAAUUGCCGUUGAAUGCAAAUGCAAAGUUGCCAUGGAUGCCUUUUGUGGUUCCGGGGGGAAUAUCAUCCAAUUUGCUAUGACUUGUGAUCAUGCGGCCAUAUAUGGGGUUAAGGACAAAAUCACGUUCCUCUGUGGUGACUACCAGGAAUUUGCUAGAGAUGCUGAUCCCAAAGCUCGUGCGGAAGGUCACAUCGUACCCGAUGAAAAAUGGGAAGGAUGGCACAAGAAAAAAAUUGAUGUGUACUCACCUCCAUGGGGAGGCGUUGAUUAUAUGACUCCUUCUAAGAUCGGUUCUGAAGCGGUACCUCACCCGAAAUACUACAAUGCAUACCCUCUUUCCGCCUUACGCCCUUGUGGUGGAUUUACCUUAUUUGAUAUUUCUAUGAAAAUUUCCAACAAGGUAGUGAUGUUCCUACCAAGGAAUACGGACCUAGACCAAAUCUCACAAGUCGUAUCAAGAGACAAGUCAACAAAGUACACAGCUCAUGUGGAAGAAAUGUGGAUGGGCACCAAACUGAAAGCAUUAUGCGUCUACUUCGCCAAGGAGCAGCCAAACAUUGAGGGCAGUGGUGAAUCUGAGGAAUAA